Suricata suricatta (meerkat) is the source of this 1112-nucleotide messenger RNA. It is a transcript of the gene RNF146, whose product is annotated as ring finger protein 146. The transcript has 3 exons. Gene Ontology annotation, molecular function: poly-ADP-D-ribose binding; ubiquitin protein ligase activity; zinc ion binding. Lineage: Eukaryota; Metazoa; Chordata; Mammalia; Carnivora; Herpestidae. Gene Ontology annotation, biological process: ubiquitin-dependent protein catabolic process; Wnt signaling pathway. The annotation marks the transcript as partial. Gene Ontology annotation, cellular component: cytoplasm; nucleus. The record is from RefSeq and is a predicted model, not a curated record.
GUCACGUGACGGCCGCGCGCGUUCCCGGCCGCUGCGGGCUCCGAGGCCGAGGAGAAAAGACUGCGAGACGGCUCCGGCUGUGGCUAGAGAGCACAGAAUGAACCAGCAGUGGAAGAGAAAAUACUGCAAACUGUUUGACUUCUGGUGAAGAUGGUCUUUUAUUUUUGUGACAGACAGCUGUGGGAUCUGUAAUAGAAAUGAUGGCUGGCUGUGGUGAGAUUGAUCACUCAAUAAACAUGCUCCCUACGAACAGGAAAGCAAAUGAGUCCUGUUCUAAUACUGCACCUUCUCUAACUGUCCCUGAAUGUGCCAUUUGUCUGCAAACAUGUGUUCAUCCAGUCAGUCUGCCUUGUAAGCAUGUUUUCUGCUAUCUGUGCGUAAAGGGAGCUUCAUGGCUUGGAAAGCGGUGUGCCCUCUGUCGACAAGAAAUUCCUGAAGAUUUCCUUGACAAGCCAACCUUACUAUCACCAGAAGAACUCAAGGCAGCGAGUAGAGGAAAUGGUGAAUAUGCAUGGUAUUAUGAAGGAAGAAAUGGGUGGUGGCAGUAUGAUGAGCGCACUAGUAGAGAGUUGGAAGAUGCUUUUUCCAAAGGUAAAAAGAGCACUGAAAUGUUAAUUGCUGGGUUUCUGUAUGUUGCUGAUCUUGAAAAUAUGGUUCAAUACAGGAGAAAUGAACAUGGACGUCGCAGGAAGAUUAAGCGGGAUAUAAUAGAUAUACCAAAGAAGGGAGUAGCCGGACUUAGGCUGGACUGUGACGCUAAUACUGUAAACCUAGCGAGAGAGAGCUCUGCAGAUGGAGCGGACAGUGGAUCAGCACAGAGUGGAGCUUCUGUUCAGCCUCCAGUGUCUUCUGUAAGGCCUCUGACAUCAGUAGACGGUCAGUUAACAAGCCCUGCAACACCAUCCCCUGAUGCAGGUGCUUCUCUGGAAGACUCUCUUGCUCGUUUACAACUCAGUGGAGACAGCAUAGCCGAAAGGAGUCAUAGGGGGGAGGGAGAAGAAGAUGUUGAAUCACCACCGUCAGGCAGAGUACCAGCACCAGACACCUCCAUUGAAGAAACCGAAUCAGAUGCCAGUAGUGAUAGUGAGGAUGUAUCUGCGCUUGUUGCACAA